Molecule: messenger RNA, 2651 nt
Organism: Sorex araneus (European shrew)
Lineage: Eukaryota; Metazoa; Chordata; Mammalia; Eulipotyphla; Soricidae
Gene: SHD
Product: Src homology 2 domain containing transforming protein D
Exons: 6
Coding region: 1406-2443 (345 amino acids)
Molecular function (GO): phosphotyrosine residue binding
Source: RefSeq, a predicted model, not a curated record
ACACACACACACACACAACGGCAGAUGCUGAGUCCCGGUCCCCCACCCUCACGCCCAGACACAGAUCUCAUCUCUGGCGCUCCGCGGCCAGCUGCCCCAGCCCCUGCUGCCGCCCCCUGCCAUGAGGCCCCUGGGAAGGUGGCGGAGGAGCAGAUGUCCCCGCGUCCCCCGGCUUUCCCCCCUCCUUCGCCCAGGUCCUUUGCGCUGACCUCGCAGGGCCGCGUUGGGCCGAGGGGCAGGUGCGCGGCUGGUGUCCCUCCACCGCUGCCCACCCGCCCUCCCUCGUCAGGCUCAAUUUCACCAGAGGGUCUCCGUUCAGGGCCAACCCCCCCUCCAUUCCCCGCCUCCGCCCCCCUCAAUCCCCGCCUCCUCCCCUCGUUGUUCCGGAACGCUCAAGGUCAGCGCGCCUGGGGCGCACCCCCCGCCACUCCAGGGUCCUGGGGGGUCCGUGUCCAGCCGCUCGCGCGACCUCCGGGGGCGCCCUCGCCCGGCCUCUCCCGCCGUGCAUCACUGCAACCGCGGGAGGGGGGUCCCUCUCCCUCCCCAGAACACCCUGAAGGUCUCUGUCACCUCGGAGGGGAGCGCAGGGGGGCGGGGAAGCCUUGACGUCGCUGCCCAGGACGCGUCCCCCCGCCCCGGGGCGGGUAGGAGCUGGGGCGUCCGCCUGCACGCCCCCCUUUCCCCCAGCCCCCCUCCCCUCUGACGGGCGCGCGCCGCUGCUGGCGAGGAAAGUCUCCCCCAAAGCGGGAAGGGGGGCGGGAGGAGGUUUUAUUCCCCUUUGUGCCAGAUCAAGGCGGCCGGGCCGGGAGGUGGGGGGGCGGCGGGCUCGGGGCGCCCCUCGGCGCGGGCUGGAACGCAACAAAGGCAGUGCGGCUCGGGGGGUCACCGGCCCCGCGGCCCCAACUUUGCGCGCCGGCGCGUGCGCCCCCGGGGAGACCCGUCUAGGACGCGGGGGGGCCGGAGCCGGGGUGAGGGACCUCCGCGGGCGCCGCUCGGCGCAUCCUACGCCCGCCCCCGAUUCUGCUCCUCCGAGCCCCCGAGCCGCGGGGCAGCACCCCGGGACCGCGAAACUCCGCGCGCUUCCGACCCUGCACUACGUCCCGGCGCGCCCCCCAGCCACGGCUCCCGCGCCUCCCCGGGGCGCCCCCUUUACCCGCCGUCCCUCCAGAACCGGGUGAGGGCUCAGGUGCGUUCUGCUCCUCGGGCCCCCGCUUCCUCUCUCUUCUGCGCCCCCUUCUUGCACCCCCCCCGAAGGCCAGCCAAAGGGCGCACAGAUCCCAUACACCCGCCCCCCCCCUAGAUUUCGCACACCCGCCCCCCCGCCCCUGCCAGACUCAGCCGAGGAAAGGAGGCAUGUGAGCCCCCCUCCGACAGUGGCCAGCUUUGAGGGGCGUCACGCAGCCCGAUGGCGAAGUGGCUGCGGGACUACCUGAGCUUCGGGGGCCGGAAGCCCCCUCCUCAGCCGCCCACCCCGGAUUACACGGAGAGCGACAUCCUCCGCGCCUACCGCGAGCAGAAGGACCUGGACUUCGAGGACCCCUACGAGGACGCGGACCCGCGGCCCGAGCCGGACCCAGCGGGCGCCUCCGGCGACGCCAGGAGCCCGGGAGAGGCCAAGUUCGAUUCUCCCAAACACCGACUCAUCAAGGUGGAAACCGCCUCGGACGCCAGGGCCAAGGCCCUGCUGGGCUGCUCCGGAGACGAGUCGGACGUGGACGCGGAGUACUCAGACCCUUAUGAUGCUCAGCCUCCUCCGCCAGCCCCCGACGACGACGACGGCUAUAUGGAACCCUAUGAGGCCCAGCGGGUGGUGAGUGAGUUCCCAGGCGGAGCUGUGCAUCUGUAUGACACGCCCUACGAAGAGCAGGGUGAGGAGCCGGAAGAGGACCCGCGGUCCGCACCGAGGCCUCGCCAGAGCCGGCUGCCCCAGGGGGAUGAGCGGCCGGCUGAUGAGUAUGACCAGCCCUGGGAGUGGAAGAAGGAGCAUAUCUCCAAGGCCUUUGCAGUGCAGUUUGACAGUUCCGAGUGGGAAAGGACCUCAGGCUCUGCCAAGGAGUUCCGGAGACCCCCACCCAGAAGCCCUCAGCCCGCGGAGCGUGUAGAUCCAGCCCUGCCCCUAGAGAAACAGCCGUGGUUUCAUGGCCCCCUGAGCCGAGUGGAGGCCGAAAACCUCCUGGCACUCUGCAAGGAAGGCAGCUACCUCGUGCGACUCAGCGAGACCAGCCCCCAGGACUGCUCCCUGUCCCUCAGGAGCAGCCAGGGAUUUCUGCACCUGAAGUUCGCUCGGACCCGAGACAACCAGCUGGUCCUGGGUCAGCACAGCGGCCCCUUCGCCAGCGUCCCCGAGCUGGUCCUGCACUACAGCUCCCGCCCACUGCCCGUGCAAGGCGCCGAGCACCUGGCCCUGCUGUACCCGGUGGGCACCCAGACCCACUGCCCCUGAUCGGGAGCCCAGAUCGCUGGCUGCACACCCCCCGCGGCCCUCUAGCCCCAACAGAGGCCCCAGAGCAGCUGACCCCAUCUCACCCCCAGCCUCAGCCUUGGGCCUUCAUCGGAGCCACAUCCGCGUCCCCUCUGGGGUCUGGAAUUGUGUCUGCUGAGUCCUAUCCUGGUCUGGGAAAUAAAUAAGUGAUUGUGUGUUUGGAACGUGC